AUGGCGCCCGUGGGAAAAUCCGACCACGAUGAGGUUGAGAAACAACUCAAAGGAGCACUCCAAGAUCUAUACCAACUAAUGGUUCAAAUAAACACCUACGACUCCUCCUCAUCUCGGCCUACCAGAGCAGUGCUCGAAAACACUAUAAACAACUUCGCAUCCUCCCUCCGCACAAUCCAAGCCUCGUCCUCGCGGCCCCUACCCCACAUCCCCCCAGAGUUAAUCGACUACGUCGAUAACGGCCGGAAUCCAGAUAUCUAUACGCGCGAGUUCGUGGAGCUGGCGCGCAGGGGCAAUCAGCUUAUGAAGGGCAAGAUGGAGGCGUUUGGGGAUUUUAGGGAUGUGUUGGCUAGGGAGAUGGUGCAGGGCAUGCCGGAGUUGGAGGGGGAU
Lachnellula hyalina is the source of this 390-nucleotide messenger RNA. RefSeq names its product Mediator of RNA polymerase II transcription subunit (gene NUT2). Lineage: Eukaryota; Fungi; Ascomycota; Leotiomycetes; Helotiales; Lachnaceae. The annotation marks the transcript as partial. Gene Ontology annotation, cellular component: mediator complex; chromatin. The transcript is spliced from 3 exons. The record is from RefSeq and is a predicted model, not a curated record. Gene Ontology annotation, molecular function: transcription coregulator activity. Gene Ontology annotation, biological process: positive regulation of transcription by RNA polymerase II.